Acanthosepion pharaonis is the source of this 765-nucleotide messenger RNA. The record is from the annotation of a GenBank genome assembly. Lineage: Eukaryota; Metazoa; Mollusca; Cephalopoda; Sepiida; Sepiidae.
AUGGCUGUCGAGCUGAAUCAGGUUAUUCAUUAUGCAUUUUUGAACCACAGGAAAGGAUUAGUCAAUUCAUUUCUAUCUAUCUAUCUAUCUAUCUAUCUAUCUCAUUCUUUUCCCUAUCUAUCUAUCUAUCUAUCUAUCUAUCUAUCUAUCUAUCUAUCUCCUUUGAUUCUCAGUCAAUUCAUUUCUAUCUAUCUAUAUCUAUCUAUCUAUCUAUCUAUCUAUCUAUCUAUCUAUCUCCGCAACUAUACAUACAGAUACACCGUGGAUUUCUUUAAUAACCUGCUUCAUAAUAAUCUAAAUCCAACUCAAUCUAAAUCUAUCCCAUUCUCUUCAUAUCUAUCUAUCUAUCUAUGUUCAUAUCUAUCUAUUUUAUUCUGUUCAUAUCUAUCUGAUUCUGUUCAUAUGUAUGUAUGUAUCUAUGUAUGUAUGCAUGUAUGCAUCUAUCUAUCUAUUUUUGUUCAUAUCUAUCUAUCUAUCUAUCUAUCUAUUUUAUUCUGUUCAUAUCUAAUUAUGUUUAUGUUUAUAUCUAUCUAUCUAUCUAUCUAUCUAUCUAUCUAUCUAUCUAUGUUCAUAUCUAUCUUAUUCUGUUCAUAUCUAUCUAAUUAUGUUUAUGUCUAUCUAUCUAUCUAUCUAUCUAUGUUCAUAUCUAUUCUGGUGAAUGCAUAUUUGAUCGCAAUUGAGAAGAAUUUUUCAGCAUCUAUCUAUCUAUCUAUCUAUCUAUCUAUCUAUCUAUCUAUCUAUCUAUCUAUCUAUGUUGCUAGCUAG